GGGCGCCAAGCUCAUCUGGGACAGCGUCGGGAAGCGUUCCGGCGGCGGCGGACGUGGCCAUGGGCGACGCGGCGGAGAUUGGUGCGCUGCUGGAACAGCUUGGUCUCGACAGCUUGGAUUUGCAGGAGGUGUUCAACCCAGGGGAGUUCGCCAAGGGAGCUCCAAAGUUCAACCUGGAGCCAGGAGUAGCGAUGGACCUCAGGACGGGCUGGGACUUCCGGCUCGAGGAGCAGCGGAAGCGAGCGAGAGCGGAGAUUGAGGAGGGAGACCCUGCUUUCCUCAUCAUGUCUCCUGUACGCACCCCGUUCUCACAGCUGAUGGAGUUGCUGAAGGCGAGCGGCAAGCGCGACGAGGUCAAGUUUCAGAGGCUGCUCGCGGAGUGCAAGGUCUUCCUGGGCUUCUGUAUGGAGCUGGCGGCCUACCAGCAUUCGAAGGGGAAGUGGUUCCUGUUCGAGCACCCUUGGACGGCGUCAAGCUGGAAAGAGGAGUGCAUCAAGAGCAUCAGGGAGCUGCCCGGCGUCAUAGUGGUCAAGGGCAGCCAGUGUGUGUUCGGAGCCAAGUCAUACUGGCCGGACGGCUCGGAGGGCCUCGUGGCGAAGCCGACGGGCUGGAUGACGAAUAGCCGCGAGGUGGCGAAGCAGGUUGGCCAGACCGCGGAGGAGCCAGAGAUCCUGGACCAGGCGACCGAGGAGGAGAUGGCGACCUUCUACGACGGGAUCAGCGGCGCGGUGCUGGACCCGAUAGGCGUCAAGAACGCACGCAUGGACGAGAUGGGCUACAUGAGCAGGCUCGGAGUGUUUGAGAGGAGAAAAAUUUCCGAGGCGCUGCAAGCGACGGGGACCAAGCCGCUUCCAAGCGGCUGGGUCGACACCAACAAGGGAGACGACCAGAAACCAGAACUACGGAGUCGGUUGGUGGCGAAAGAGACGCGGAAGCUGAGCACCCUUGGGCCUGAGGACGCUGCGGCGACCUUCGCGGCGACCCCGCCGCUGGAGGGCCUGAGGAUGAUUCUGUCUAUGGCGAUGACAGGGCGGCAUGAAGAUCGAGUGCUGACCUUCAUCGAUAUCUCAAGAGCGCAUCUACACUCGGAGCUGCAGAGGCCAGUGUACUUGAAGGCGCCAGCGGAGGAUCUAGAGUGCAAGGACGACGAGUGCUGGCUGCUGCUGAAGGCCAUGUAUGGGCUGAGAGAUGCCGGCUCAUCCUUCGACCUGAAGGCGGAGGACAUCAUGGUGAGGAUCCUGAAGUCGAAGCAGGGCGAGUUCUCGCCUUGCAUCUACCAGGUUGGCAAGCUGGUCGUUUGGAGGCACGGUGACGAUUUCGUGGUGCUCGGUGGGCGAAAGGAUUCAAAGGCUUUUGCGGAGAACCUCGGCGAGCACCUGAUCGUGAAAAUACGAGGAGUUCUCGGACCUGACCCGCAGAGCGGCGACAUCGACGAGAUCGUGGUGCUGAAUCGCAUCGUGAGGUGGGUCAGGCCGAACGGCAACGACGUGGAGAAGAUCGAGUACGAGGUCUACACGGACAGUGACUUCGCAGGCUGCCUGAGGACACGUAAGUCUACUUCAUCGUGCACGGUGAUGAUUGGGAAGCAUUGGAUUAGAAGCAGUUCGACAACCCAAGGGUUCAAUGCUCUAUCUACGGGAGAAGCGGAGUUCCAUGCGCUGGUGAAGGGCGGCAGUAUCGGGCUCGGCCUCAAGACUCUCGCAAAGGACAUGGGUGUAGAUCUCGAGAUCGUGCUGAAGUGCGACGCGACGGCGGGCAAGGGCAUCGCUGAACGUCGUGGAGUCGGACGAGUUCGACACCUUCAUACACCUCUGCUGUGGCUGCAAAGGACUGUGCAGCAGAAAAAGCUGCGUGUCACCAAGAUAGCAGGUCUCGAGAACAUCAGUGACAUCGGUACGAAGCACCUGGACGGGCCCCUGAUUAAGAAGUUCCUGACGAUGAUGGGGUUCGUGGCGAGGGCAGGUCGGAGCCGACUGGCCCUGCGGGCAGCGCUGGAUGGAUGA
Messenger RNA from Prorocentrum cordatum, 2003 nucleotides. Lineage: Eukaryota; Dinophyceae; Prorocentrales; Prorocentraceae. The record is from the annotation of a GenBank genome assembly.